AUGCUUAUUGCGGUUCUGCUCAGCACAAGCUGUGCGACGCUGGAACAACCCUUAGGGCCGCGCCUGGCAAAAACUACAGACAGCGUGGACGAGGCCGUAGCUACCCUGAACGAAGGUGCUAAGGUGCCGCCGAAACCACGUGUGACUGCUGAGGUGGUGCCGAUAGGACUCGAAGAACUGCCGCUGGCAAUACGUGACGAUGAGCCCACGUUUGAUCUGCAGGUUGAAAAUGCUGACGUUGCAGAUUUCUUCCGCAGUCUUGUUGCAGGCACCCCCUACAAUCUUGUGUUGCACCCGGAAGUAACCGGUCUGGUUACGCUUUCUCUCAAGGAUGUAACGGUCAGUGGGGUGAUGCAGGUGAUGCGUGAUGUCUAUAACUAUGACUAUGUCUUGAAAAAUGAUGUCUAUCAGAUCUUUCCAGAUGUGCUGCGAACACAGAUCUAUCACGUUAACUAUUUGAACGUUGCGCGCAGCGGCCGUUCUGAGACUCAGGUCAGUGCGGGUAAGGUGAGUGAUAGCGGCAACAACAAUGGCAACAAUAACUCUGGAAACAGCGGCAACAACAAUAAUUCCGGUGGUAACAAUAACGGUAACAACGGGGGCGGCAGUCAGAAUGUUGUAGGGACCAUAGUGAACACCUCCGGCGAAGCUGAUCUGUGGAAAGAGUUAACGCUGACGUUAACCAAUAUUGCCUCCAUGGAUGAAGGCAGCAACGUCAUGGUCACCCCACAGGUAGGUCUGGUUGUUGUAAAAGCCAAGCCGCAUACGCUGCGGGCAAUUGAAGACUAUCUGCAGCGCGUUGAAAACGCUUUGUCACGACAGGUGGUGCUGGAAACCAAAAUCAUUGAAGUGACCCUUAAUGAGGGUUUUCAGGCAGGCAUCAACUGGAACACUUUUGGUGAAGAUUCUGGCGGAACCUUCGCCCCUGUUACUACGGUGCUGGAUGACGGAACGGUAGUGAGCACCCAGGGCAGCGAACGUUCGGUUGCGGGUGAAUUUAUUUCCGGUCAGAACAAUAUAUUUAAUCCGCUUGGUACAACCUUCUCUCUCAGUGCAGCGUUCAGCGACUUUGAAGCCACGCUGGAACUCUUAGCAACCCAAGGUAGUGUGCAGGUGCUGUCGAGCCCAAGAAUCGCGACGGUGAAUAAUCAGAAAGCGGUGAUAAAAGUAGGUAGUGAUGAGUUUUUUGUCACCGACAUUUCUUCCAACACGAUCACUGCCGGAAACUCGAUCAACAUUAAUGAUUCACCCGAAUUGACACCGUUUUUCUCCGGUAUUGCAUUAGAUGUCACCCCACAGAUCAGCGCUGACAACGAAGUGAUUCUGCAUGUGCAUCCAACGGUCAGUGAAGUCACCGAACAGCUGAAGUUUAUCGGCGGCCAGCUGGUGCCCCUGGCAUCCAGCACGAUCCGGGAAUCUGACAGUAUUGUGAAGGCGUCCAGCGGCCAGAUUGUAGUGAUUGGCGGCCUGAUGCAGAACAGCAGCCGUGACGUUAACGCCGGUGUGCGUGGUGGACCAAAAAUUCGGAUUGGUGAUCUGUUGGUCGCAAGUGGCGAUAUCAGUGAAGAGCAGCUGCGUGUUGCGUUGGCAGAACAGAAAGAUUCAGGCGUAAAAUUAGGCCGCAUUCUGGUUGAACAAGGUUUUGUUGAGGAAGAGCGGUUGCUCGGCUUUCUGUCUGAACAGCUGGGUGUGCCGUUUAUAGACCUGAAAGAUUUUGAGUACGAUGAAGCGCUGGUGGCGCUGCUGCCGGAAACGUAUGCGCGGCGUUAUCGAGCCAUUGUGUUGCGCGAGCAGGGUGAACAGCUGCUUGUCGGCAUGGCUGAUCCCAUUGAUAUUUUUGCUUUUGACGAACUGCAGCGCCAGCUCCAUCGUGCAAUGACGGUAGCAGUGGUGCGGGAAUCUGAGCUGUUAACCCUGCUGGACAGCGCUUAUCGACGCACCAGCGACAUUGUCAGUUUUGCCAGCGAACUGGAUGGUGAAUUAAGUGUUGAUGAAUUCAGCUUGUCCAACUUUGAUGCUGCGGAAGACGAUGAUUCACCAGUUGCGCGCCUGUUGCAGUCGAUUCUGGAAGACGCGGUUCAGGUCCGCGCAUCUGAUGUUCACAUUGAGCCAGAUGAAAACGUGCUGCGUCUCAGGCAGCGGGUAGACGGGGUUCUGCACGAACAGAUUCUGAAUGAGCGACGAAUUUCCGGAGCGCUGGUCAGCCGAUUGAAGCUGAUGGCCGGUUUAGAUAUUUCCGAAAAGCGGCUGCCACAGGAUGGUCGCAUUGAAAUCAAGUUGAAGAACAGGAACAUCGAUAUUCGUUUAAGCACGCUGCCGACAACUACCGGUGAGUCCGUUGUAAUGCGUCUGGCAGAUCACAGUAGCGGGCAAACCCGUCUUGAUCAGAUCGGUAUGCAGCCGGAGAUGCUGAAACGUUUUCAUUGGCUGAUCAAUCGACCUAAUGGUCUGGUGCUGGUUACCGGUCCAACCGGCAGUGGUAAAACAACAACACUUUACGGCGCACUGAAUGAACUCAACACGCCAGAGAAAAAGAUCAUCACUGUUGAAGAUCCUGUGGAAUACCAGCUGGAGCGCAUUAAUCAGGUUCAGGUUAUGGCAAAGAUCGGCUUUGAUUUUGCCCGUGUCCUGCGGUCUACGCUUCGACAGGAUCCGGAUAUCCUGCUGGUUGGUGAAAUUCGUGACGGUGAAACAGCAGACAUUGCUCUGCGCGCAGCGAUGACCGGACACCUGGUUCUUUCAACUUUGCAUACUAACGAUGCGAUUUCAUCGGCGCUGCGUCUGAUCGACAUAGGCAUAGAAGGCUACAUGGUAGCGGCGUCCGUGCGCGCAAUUGUUGCCCAACGCCUGGUGCGCAAACUCUGUGAUCGCUGCAGUGCGCCCUACCAGCCUGACAGUCAUGAACUGGCCUGGCUGCAGGCCGCUGCGCCAGGAUUGAGCGAAGACAACUAUACCUUUGCCAAAGGCAAAGGGUGUAAUCAAUGUAAUCGAACCGGUUAUUUUGGCCGGCUUGGCGUUUUUGAACUGCUGGAAAUUGAUGGGCCAAUGGCAGAUGCGCUGCGCGCAGAUGACACGGCAACCUUCAGCAGAUUAGCUGAAGCACAACCUAACUUUGCGCCUCUGGUGCAAUGUGCUUUGAAGUAUGCCGUACAGGGUGAAACUUCGCUUGCAGAGGUAAUGGCUCUGUCCGGGCAGGAAGAAGAGCUGUGGGAAGCGCAACACACGAAUCUGGAAGACAGCUUGCGUCAUGCACAUGAGUUACAUGCCAAGCCCUCGACCGAAAUUGGUGCGGUUGCUCAGGAUCUAAGCGCCGCCGGCAUGCUGCCAUUGAAGAUUGAGAGUGCAGAAGAGCCGGAUAACGCGCCUAAGAAAGUGAGUUGGCUCGGCCUGAGGCCUAGUGUAAAAAUCAACGAGCUGGUGGUGUUUUCGCUGCAGAUGGCCAGCUUAACAAAGGCUGGCAUAUCUAUAGUAAAGGCCGUAAGCACACUGGGUGAAUCGAGUAAGAACGAAUAUUUUGCCGAAGUGCUGGAAGACGUGGGGACCCAUCUUGAAUCCGGUAUGGACAUAGCUUCAAGCAUGGGACGUCACCCUCGUGUGUUUAAUGAUUUGUUUGUGGCGCUGAUUCACGUCGGAGAAAACACUGGUCGUCUCGAUUCUGCGUUUCGUCAAAUAGCCAGUUAUCUCGAAUUGGAGCGGGAGACCCGGCAGCGGAUACAGGCUGCAACAAGGUAUCCAAUGUUUGUCAUGGUGGCGAUAUCUAUCGCGAUUGUGAUUCUGAACAUUUUUGUGAUCCCGGCGUUUGCCAAUGUAUUUGCUAAAUACGGUGCGGACCUGCCCUGGCAGACUCAAGCGAUAUUGGCAGUCAGCGACUUCUUUGUGCGCUUCUGGCCGCUGCUUCUGCUUGCAGGUAUCGGCGCUAUAUGGGGUUGGUUAGCCUAUCUGAAGACACCUGCGGGAAGGUUACGCUGGCACGGCAUGAAAAUUCGUAUUCCUAUCCUGGGGAGUAUUUUUGAGCGCAUUUAUCUGUCUCGCUUCUGCCACGCUUUUGCGAUGGUAUCGCGCGCAGGUGUGCCGCUUAACCAGGGUUUGAAAAUUGUCGCCAAAGCGAUAGGCAGUGACUAUUUUGCCCAGCGCAUCGACGCCAUGCGCAACGGUAUUGAGCGGGGUGAGAGUAUUACUGCAACCGCUCAUCAGGCCAAACUGUUUUCACCCGUGGUGCUGCAGAUGAUGGCUGUCGGAGAAGAGACCGGCACCAUGGAUGAACUGCUUGAACAGGCGGCUUCCUUUUACGAGGAAGAGGUUUCGUACGCGUUGAAAGGCAUGACGGAUGCAUUGGAGCCGAUUCUCAUUAUCGGGAUUGCAGGUCUGGUGCUGAUUAUGGCGCUGGGCGUGUUGGGGGGCUUCACGACCGGUGUCGCGCUUUAUCACGCACAGUGGAUCGCUGAAGGUAACGUGCCAGCCGAUUCCGCAGACUGUGCAACGGUUUUCACCGGCUUGCUGCAAAGCGCGCCAACCGUUGGCAGUGCAGCCAGCCUCGCAGCCAUCGACGGCAGCGGUACAGACUAUACAGCGGUGCGUAACGGCGUCGACUGCGAGUAUUACUACACCGCGCAGAGCAAUGCCUCUGGUGAAACGGUUGCGUAUUUCACCUAUGAAUCUGACACAGGCUUUACCGUUGUAGAACUCGUCGUUGUUAUCAUUCUUCUAUCGAUUCUGAGCGCAACCGCGCUCAGUCGAUUUUCAAAACCGGACAUCUUUGCGGCCAGCGUGCUGGCGACGACCCUCACGGCACAGAUUCAUUUUUCCGCUCAGGCUGCUCAAACCCGCAGCACAGCUGUGAUCCUAAAUGUCACGCCUGUCGACGGUCGCCUGGAAAUGCUGGUGGCAAGCUCGUCCGGCACGUUGCGCGCGACGGAUGCUUCCUUGGAGAACAUCAAUUUCAGUCUGACGAACAGCGGCACACUCUACCCGGUUGCGAAUGGGAGCGUAUGGCAGAUGACCUUUGCAGGCAAAGGUGACCUUAUUGCGGCUUCUCUGGAUACAGAUGUUUUAGAUCCGGAAGCUGGCAUUACAGCUCAUUUCAGCGGCGAUACAGAUCAGCUUGUUAGCGGUGGUUUUACUCUGGUAGAGACGAUAGUGGCGAUGCUGAUCAUCAGUAUUGCUGCGCUGGCUAUGGCCAGCGCCCUUGGUUUUGCUUUUACGCGUUCUUCUGACGGUUUGCUGGAAGCGAAGGCGGUAUACAUCGCCCAGGGAUAUUUGGAGGAGAUCCAGUCUCGCCGUUACGAUGAAGUGACGCCCGUUGGCGGUACGCCACCCUGUCAGACUGUGACACCCUGCAGCGUUCUGGGGCCGGAUUCAGAGAGCCGUGAGAACUAUGAUGAUGUUGAUGACUAUGACGGCCUGCUGGAUACGCCGCCUCGAGAUUCGCUGAAUCAGAUCAUGCCAGAAUUCAGUGGUUUUUCGGUAGCGGUCGAUGUGGUUUACGCAGAUGCCGCGCAAAUAGCUGCCUGGAAUCUGGAUGCUGCUACGGAUGCGAAGAUCGUUUCGGUUACGGUCACAACCCCUGAUGGCCAAUCGCGCCCCUUUGUCAUGAUUCGGGGUAAUUACUGA
Symbiodinium pilosum is the source of this 5610-nucleotide messenger RNA. The record is from the annotation of a GenBank genome assembly. Lineage: Eukaryota; Dinophyceae; Suessiales; Symbiodiniaceae.